GGAGAGGAAAGAUUAGCAGAACACAGUUAGAAAACAAUUAUUGGAAAAACAGACCAAUCCUACCUGUAUAUUAAGCACUUGAAACUCCCUAACUUAUCAGUUGCAGUUAUUGUCUGAAAAUUGAUCUUCUUUUUCCUAGCUAGUCCCUUGUUUCUUAUAUGGGGUUUCAUGUUCACAUUAUCUAAUUUGAAAAAAUUCAUGUUUAUUUUCUCCCCACAUAAUCCAAGUAAUAGAACAUAAAAAUGCCUAAGAUAUGAAUGAAAACACAUGUCCUUGAUUGCUUCCUUGCUACUUUAUCACGAAGAUUUCCAAGAGCCCAUGUUUUUAAUAACUUUUAUGUUUCUCUUUCUAUAAUUAUAAUGUAGGUCUGUUGUUAACUUGGGAACUACCAAAGAAAAGAAGAAAGUCAAAGGAAUCCAUAUCACAUCAUCCAGAUACAGCCAUAUUGAUAUUUACUUUACAUGCUUCCUAACUUUUUAAUUCAUAUAUAUAUAUAUAUACUUUUUAAAAAGUAAAAAUGUGUCAACUUGUACAAGCUAUUUUGUAACCUGCGUUUUUACCUUUUAGCCCUUAGAAGAGUGCCUAGUACCUCAUAAGUUCUCAAUAAAUAUCUGUUGAGUAAAUGAGUGAACAUAUUUACAUGUCAUUAAGAUUUUUUUCUGUGGCACUAUUUUUCACGACUGCACAGCAUUCCACUCUAUGAAUUAUCAUGCCGCAUCGAUCCAGGCCCGGGAGAGCUGAGGAAAAUAAGGUGUGUGAUGGACACACAGAUGCCCUGUGCAUGCCCCGAGUUCGUGCUGCUCAGGGCUGCAGGGAGUGCUGGCACUCCGCCCUCCACUGCCAACUGCCUUCAGGGAUUGCUGCAGCUACAGAGCACCACCUUCCCGGGCCUCCCCGUAUCUAAGGAUGGAUCACAGGGGGCCCAUGAAGAACGAUCAUGACAGGCAUCUCCCUCCAAGUUCCCCGGGGAAGACGUGGUGCCCGAGGCUUUCCCACCUCCGUGGCAGCUUGACUUCUCCCCACACCCAAUCCCGUGUCCACCCUCUUCCUUUCAUGGAUAUUCAUCUCAAGAGCACUCCCUAAUAAAUAUACUGCACUCUAAACUCUGUCUUAGGGUCUGCUUCCUGAAGAACCGAACCUGGUACAGAGUUGGUUCUGACCCAGAACUACUUCGCUAAUGUUAGCAAAUUCUAACAUUACUGCUGUUACCCAUACCUGCACCCGGCUAAAUAAACUAUGACGCGUGCAGUCCGCGAUUUGUUUCGUAGCCAUUAAAACAACUGUUGGUGCUGUGUGUGACACGUGGGCUCAGGAGGAAGGAAGGGGAAGGGGAAGGGGAAGGGAGGGAGGAAUUGGGUAUCAUCACAUAGUUCCUUGAGCCUCUCUCUAUGCCUGAAUUUCUCUCAGUCUCUUUGUUUCCAGAUCUCUUGCUCCUUACUAGUCUUAGGGCCACACACAGUGUGAGCAUUACUUGGGCAACAACUAUUCCUCUAAAUGCAGCAUACACAAGUUAUAGAAACUGGACGUGACCCUGAACAGAUAACAUGUACCAGCAGAGCUAUGGGCAGUCAGGAUAAUAAAGAGGCCUUUUAAUGCACAAGCAGAAUUAAGGAUCAAAUCACAUGAAUAAAAAACAAAUCAAAUCCAAAUAAGAACAAAAGCCCUGAGUAGGUGUUCGAGGAAGGCCCUGAGCUAGGAGGAAUCCAGGGGAGUGAUGAGCUGUGCCCUGUCAGGAUGCCUCCAACCUGUCAGAAUCACACAUUCCUAAGCAGCAGAAAUCUACAGAACAAAAACUUCCUGUUACUUCCGGCCUCAGCAAGGCGAACUUAGGCAGCCUCAGGCUCAGCCCAUGUGAGCUGCCUCCUCCCAAUCACAGCCCACCCUCCCCUGCUCCCAGAGGUUCAAAGAACUGGUGCAGGGUAGAAAAGCACUUCGGGCCAGAGCAGCCUGCCCAGCGGGCCAAGGCAGCACCAGGAGGAGGAGGCGGAGAGGACAGCUUGUGGGAAACCCUGAACAUGGCCAAAGAUGACUCCACUGUUCGUUGCUUCCAGGGCCUGCUGAUCUUUGGAAAUGUGAUUACUGGUAUGUGCGGCAUUGCCCUGACGGCCGAGUGCAUCUUCUUCGUGUCUGACCAGCACAGCCUCUACCCGCUGCUGGAAGCCACUGACAACGAUGACAUCUAUGGUGCUGCCUGGAUCGGCAUGUUUGUGGGCAUCUGCCUCUUCUGCCUGUCCGUCUUGGGCAUUGUAGGCAUCAUGAAGUCCAACAGGAAAAUCCUUCUGGCGUAUUUCAUUCUGAUGUUUAUAGUGUAUGGAUUUGAAGUGGCAUCUUGUAUUACAGCAGCGACACAGCGAGACUUUUUCACGCCCAACCUCUUCCUGAAGCAGAUGCUGGAGAGGUACCAAAACAACAGCCCCCCAAGCAACGACGACGAGUGGAAAAACAGUGGAGUCACCAGGACCUGGGACAGGCUCAUGCUCCAGGACAACUGCUGUGGUGUAAAUGGUCCCUCCGACUGGCAGAAAUACACAUCUGCCUUCCGGACUGAGAAUAAUGAUGCCGACUACCCCUGGCCUCGCCAGUGCUGUGUCAUGACCACUCUUCAGGAGCCUCUUAACCUAGAGGCCUGCAAACUAGGAGUUCCGGGUUACUAUCACCAUCAGGGCUGCUAUGACCUGAUCUCCGGACCCAUGAACCGCCACGCCUGGGGGGUUGCCUGGUUUGGAUUUGCCAUUCUCUGCUGGACUUUUUGGGUUCUCCUGGGUGCCAUGUUCUACUGGAGCAGAAUUGAAUAUUAAGAAUAAAGUGUCACCAUCAUAUGA
Manis pentadactyla (Chinese pangolin) is the source of this 2822-nucleotide messenger RNA. RefSeq names its product uroplakin 1B (gene UPK1B). The coding region runs from base 2016 to 2798 and encodes 260 amino acids. The record is from RefSeq and is a predicted model, not a curated record. Lineage: Eukaryota; Metazoa; Chordata; Mammalia; Pholidota; Manidae. Gene Ontology annotation, cellular component: membrane. The transcript has 8 exons.